AGCAUUUAAUAUACGCAAUCGGGUAUUAUUAAGUUUGUUAGGGGUGUGAAGUAAAAUAUUUAGUUUUGUACUGUUUCAAAGUCUGUAUUAAAUCCACACAAUUUAAUAAAUCUUCUAAAUUUUACAUUGUAUUCGACUUGGGUUGCGGGUUGAUGUCCAGAUUAAUGAUAAAGAAGCAUAGUCACAAUUCAUUAUUUUAACGGAUUCACCCGUUUAUGGAUUUGGUAGAGACCUUCCCCCACCCCCCCUGCGCGAGUAAUGCGGAACUCAGAUGCUUGGUUGAAGUGGAACGUGCAAUCGACAGGGAGAAAGGCCGUGAUCAGUCCGGAAUAAUAUAUUAAGAGACCCAUGAUCAAAACAACACUGCUUCAUUUCUGAAAGGCAUGUUUUUGUUUGUUUGUUUAUUUGUUUUUACCACAGGGGAUCAUUCUGUGCAGCAAUGGAUGUUUACAAUUUGACAGCCCAACACCCCACCCUCGCACUUUCAUCGGGAACCCAGAAUGCACUGCACAAUCCUCUUUCGAGCCACGCCGCAUAGUUAAGACUGCACUUCAGGGAUUGGACGACUGCUGGCCAAUGAGCUGUGGUUUUGCCGAAACUGUGAUGACCUAGUGGAUGCUGUCUGAAAAUGCUGAAAAGGAAAGAGUGCCCUCGAUUAUUGGACUACCUGAUCGUAGUUGGAGCCAGGCAGCCAAGCAGCGACAGCGUUGUCCAGACCCCGGAGCUUCUGCGCCGCUACCCCCUUGAGGACCACCAUGAAUUCCCGCUGCCCCCUGACGUGGUCUUUUUCUGCCAGCCGGAGGGAUGCCUGAGCGUGCGGCAGAAACGCAUGAGCCUGCGGGACGACACCUCCUUCGUCUUCACCCUCACCGAUAAGGACUCGGGCGUGGUGCGCUACGGCAUCUGUGUCAACUUCUACCGCUCCUUCCAGAAGCGCCUCGGCAAGUCUGAGAAGCCGGAAGGCCACCGGAGCCGGGAGAAGGCCAAAGCCACCGCCGGCGUCGUCGCUCCUGCUGCCUCCAGCGAGGAGACCGGCAACGAGAGCUCAGAGAGUGGCUCCUCGCUCCAUCCAGCCAGCGCAGACUCCACCCCGGACGUUAACAAGUCACCGCGGGGCAAACGCUGUGCCAAACUCGCCCAGAGGAACCGGAACAGCACCCUGACCUCCCUGUGCAUUCUGAGCCAGUACCCCUUCUUCUCAACCUUCCGGGAAUGUCUCAACAUCCUGAAGAGGAUGGUCGACUCCUGCAGCGAGAGACUGACCAAGAAAGCGGGCAUCCCGAAAGGAGUACAAAGGGACACGAUGUGGCGCGUGUUCACGGGCGCGCUGUCUGUGGAGGAGAAGAGCAGCGUGCUGCUGCAGGACCUGCGGGAGAUCGAGUCCUGGGUGUAUCGGCUGCUGCGCUCGCCGGUGCCCCUCUCCGGGCAGAAGCGUGUCGACGUGGAGGUGCUGCCCCCCGAGCUGCAGCCAGCCCUGACCUUUGCCCUCCCUGAUCCCUCCCGCUUCUCACUGGUCGACUUCCCCCUGCACCUGCCCCUCGAGUUGCUCGGCGUCGACGCCUGCCUGCAGGUCCUGUGCUGCAUCCUCCUGGAGCACAAGGUGGUGCUUCAGUCUCGAGACUACAACGCCCUGUCUAUGAGCGUCAUGGCCUUCGUCACAAUGAUCUACCCACUGGAGUACAUGUUCCCUGUGAUCCCUCUGCUUCCCACCUGCAUGGCCUCUGCAGAACAGCUUCUCUUAGCUCCCACUCCCUAUAUCAUCGGAGUCCCAUCCAGUUUCUUCCUGUACAAAUCCGAUUUCAGGAUGCCAGAUGAUGUGUGGCUGGUGGACCUUGACACUAAUAAGGUGACCGUUCCCAAUAACGCAGAAUUCCUGCCAGUGUUCCCUGAGCCAGAAGCCUCCGAACUGAAGAAACACUUGAAACAGUGUCUGGUUAGCAUGACCGCUCUCAUGCAAAGGCAGCUCUUCGCUUCCGAGAACAAGGCUUUGGCCAGCAUGAGUCUCAACACCCAGCCCAUCCUGAACCUGGAGAAGUUCCACGAGGGGCAGGACCUGCCACUUCUCACCGCCCGAGCCCGAGACGAUGGGGCCUCCACCCCCUCCAACGACUUCAACCCCCUGAUCUACGGCAAUGACGUGGACUCCGUCGACGUGGCCACGAGGGUUGCCAUGGUGAGGUUCUUCAACUCCCCCAACGUGCUCCAUGGGUUCCAGAUGCACACUCGCACCCUCCGCCUCUUCCCCCGGCCAGUCGUGGCUUUCCAGGCCAACUCCUUCCUGGCCUCCAGACCCAAGCAGUCAGCCUUCGCAGAGAAGCUGUCCCACACCCAGGCAGUGGAGUACUUCGGGGAGUGGUCCCUCAACCCCACCAACUAUGCAUUCCAGAGGAUCCAUAACAAUGUGUACGACCCAUCCCUGAUUGGGGACAAGCCCAAAUGGUACGCGCACCAGCUCCAUCCCAUAUACUACCGUGUGUACGAUGGGAACUCCCAGCUCGCAGAGGCCAUGAACACACCCCUGGAGAGGGAGGCUGACAACGACUCGGACCCCACUGAUGACAGUGGGAGUGACAGUGUCGACUAUGAUGACUCAAGCUCUUCUUACUCCUCGCUUGGGGACUUUGUCAGUGAAUUGAUGAAGUGUGACAUCAAAGGGGACACCCCCAAUGUGGACUCCCUGACCCACGCCGCCCUGGGAGACGCCAGCGAGGUGGAGUUUCAGGAUUUCCAGGAGUAUCGGGGUGACCCUGAGGAGCAGGCUCCGGACAGCGAGAACUCCCCUGAGAACAACAUCCAACCCCGCUCCAGCUCCAGCACCACGGCCAGCUCCAGCCCCAGCACAAGCACAGUCAUCCAGGGGGUCAACCACGAAUCUUCCGACUCUGUAGACGUGGAGGACAAGUCCGGGCCCGGGUUCCAGAACCACCUCCCAGUCAUGGGGAUGCAGCAGCAGUUCCCCAAGCUGAGCCUGGAGCGCCGUGAGGGCGAGGGGGCGCCCCCUGCUGACGGGCUGCUGAAGAAGCGCGAGUACGACAACCCCUACUUCGAACCGCAGUACGGCUUCCCCACAGAGGAGGAGGAUGAGGACACAGCCGGGGAGCAGGAGGAGAGCUACACACCCAGGUUCAACCAGAACAUCAACGGAAACAAAUCCCAGAAGCCCCUGCGUCCCAACAGCCUGAAGUUGCCGAACGACUCUGACGCCGAGUCCGACUCCCGAGCCAGCUCUCCCAACUCCACCAUCUCCAACACCAGCAACGAGGGCUUCGGAGGAAUCAUGUCCUUCGCCAGUAACUUGUACAAGAACCACAGUACCAGCUUCAGCCUCUCCAACUUGGCGUUGCCCACAAAGGCAGCGAGGGAUAAAACCACCCCUUUCCCCAGCCUCAAAGAUUACUUUACUGUUGAAGUAGAAAAGGAUGUGGAUGAAGCUGAGGCGGAGAGUACUGUAUUUGGGUUAAAUACUAUAAUGGAGAUAAUAACUGAAGCUGGCACAGUGAGCAGUGAAGGGAACAGAAGAGCGCUGGUGGACCAGAAAUCGUCAGUCAUAAAACACAGUCCGACCAUCAAGAAGGAGUCUCCCUCUCCACAGGGCAGAGCAAACAAUACCAGUGAGAACCAGCAGUUCCUGAAGGAGGUGGUCCAGAACGUUCUGGACGGGCAGGGCGUGGGCUGGCUCAGCAUGAAGAAAGUGCGCCGCCUGCUGGAGAACGAGCAGCUGCGCGUCUUCGUGCUGAGCAAGCUGAACCGGGCCAUCCAAUCAGAGGAGGACGCUCGGCAGGAGGUCAUUCAUGAUGUGGAGAUCAAUCGGAAAGUGUACAAGGGGAUGUUGGACCUGCUGAAGUGUGCGGUGUCCAGCCUGGAGCACUCAUACACCAACGCAGGGCUCGGGGGCAUGGCCAGCGUCUUCAGCCUGCUGGAGAUCGCCCGCACUCACUACUACACUAAAGAAAUUGACAAACGCAAGCGGAGCCCCACAGAUGGAGGAGGGAUGAGCCCGGGCAGUAAGGACAGUUUAACGCCCAAAGGGGAGACAGUUAAGCCCCUCAGCACCUUGCUGGUACCCAAGCUCAAGCUCCAGCCUCCUGUCUUUUCCUGUAGGGGGAAAGGGGCCAAAGAGUUUGACACGAGGAGUCUCAACGAGGAAAACUUUGUAGCAUCUAUUGAAUUGUGGAACAAGCACCAGGAUAUCAGAAAGCAAAAAGCUAUGGAAAAACAGAGAACUGAAGGAGUGAAACAGUUGUUUGACCUGGGGGAUACAGAUGAGAAGAAGUCUCAGAUCAGCGCGGACAGUGGGCUGAGCAUCACUUCAGGGUCUCAGAAGAGUGACACAGAGUCCAUUGCCAGCUCCGAGCCGCCAGUACUGACACGGAGCACCAGUCAGGAUUCGGAGGCCAGCACAGUGAGCAACAGCUCAGGGGAGACCAUGGGGGCCGACAGCGACAUGAGCAGCAACACAGGGGACGGACCCUCAGGGAAAACCACGCCUCACUUAACUCUGUCCAGAGGAACUCUAUCAGACAGCGAGAUAGAGACCAACUCCGCCACAAGCUCCAUAUUCGGUAAAACCCACAUCCUGAAGCCGGGGUUGAAGGGCAGCAGGGGGAGUCUUCCUGGGAGGGCGUCUGUCUCGGUGCCCCAGGAGGACAUCAGCAUGAGGGUGUACUUGUGUGAGGGGCUGCUGGGGAGGGACAAGAGCUCAGUCUGGGAUCAGCUGGAGGAUGCUGCAAUGGAAACGUUCUCUCUGAGUAAGGAGCGCUCCACACUGUGGGAUCAGGUGCAGUUCUGGGAAGAUGCUUACCUGGACGCGGUGAUGCUGGAGAGGGAGGGGAUGGGCAUGGACCAGGGACCUCAGGAAAUGAUUGACAGAUAUCUGUCGUUGGGAAACCACGAUCGUAAGCGUUUGGAGGAUGACGAAGACAAAUUGUUAGCGACCCUCUUGCACAACAUGAUUGCCUACAUGCUUAUGAUGAAGGUGAAUAAGAAUGACAUCAGAAAGAAGGUCCGACGGCUGAUGGGAAAAUCCCAUAUUGGCCUUUCUUACAGUCAGGAGGUCAACGAAGCCCUGGAUCGCUUAGCAGAGCUGAACGGUCGGGAGCUCCUAAUCAGACCGAGCAGCAGCCGGCACAUUAAGAAGCAAACCUUUGUGGUGCAUGCUGGGACGGAUACCACAGGAGACAUAUUCUUUAUGGAGGUUUGUGACGACUGCAUCGUGCUGAGGAGCAACAUCGGCACGGUGUACGAGCGCUGGUGGUACGAGAAGCUCAUCAACAUGACUUACUGUCCCAAAACCAAAGUGCUGUGUCUGUGGAGGAGGAAUGGGCAGGAGACGCAGCUCAACAAGUUCUAUACAAAGAAGUGUCGGGAGCUGUAUUACUGUGUGAAGGACAGCAUGGAGCGUGCAGCUGCAAGGCAGCAGAGCAUUAAACCAGGGCCGGAGCUGGGCGGAGAAUUCCCUGUGCAGGACAUGAAGACGGGAGAGGGGGGGCUGCUGCAGGUCACUCUGGAGGGCAUCAACCUCAAGUUCAUGCACAGUCAGGUUUUCAUAGAGCUGAAGCACAUUAAAAAGUGCAAUACUGUCAAAGGAGUCUUUGUCCUGGAGGAAUUUGUUCCUGAAACUAAAGAAGUGGUGAUCCACAAGUACAAGACUCCGAUGGCCCACCAGAUCUGCUACUCUGUGCUGUGUCUCUUCUCCUACAUGGCUGCAGUGAGAGGGAAGGAAGCAGAGGGCAAAACAAAGGCACUGUCUCCGAGGCUGAUCCCCAGCUAGCUCCUGACUCCCCCUCCCCUCCCUCUCUCCCCCCCUCCCCUCCCCAAGCAGAAGGGUCACUCGCUCGCUGUACACCACAGAAGACUCACAGUCACAUUCCUGUCCAUGUCGUCUCGUGUUUAGUGUACAGAACGUUGUCUUGUUAAACUAUGUGUGUCUUUUUACUACUGCAAAUCCCUUCGUUGUCGUUUUGUGUUUUCCUGUUUUAAUUUCCGUGCACCGUUUUAUGUGGGAUUCUGAAUGUAUUUUGCCAGCUGUGGCUGGUUGGUAAGGCUUUUAUUUAUAUGUUAUUUUUUAGGUUAAUAAAUAAAUAAAUAAAUAAAUACAAUUGAAAACAAUGCACACUUUGCAUAACAUGCCUACGCAGCUUCCAGUUAAAAGUGAGCCUCAUUGCACUUACUCCUUUAUUUUUCCUUUCUGAGGCAUCUUAAGGUUUUAGGUUUGCACUCUUUCUCGUUGUAUUGCUCGAGAUGUUAUUGAUGCCAGCAGAGUAAAGCUCACUUGGCUACAAAACCCAGAGCACGACUACUAUUCAGCACAGUGACAUUUUACUGUAAGCAGCAAAGCAGGGGAAAUAGACAACCUCAACUGUGCAGAAUCGCUGUAAUCCUGUAAUCGCCGUUGCACUAUGAAACCAGCGUUUUAAUCCUGAAUAUAUAUUGGCUGUGUGGUUAAUGUUAAACAUGGUUUAGAAUGAAAAGAAAAUGCAUACAACAAAAUACAUGAAGUAGAAUAAGAAUGAGAAUCAAUUGCUGUAUAUACUGGUUUAAUGAAAUAUUUCUAAAGCAUGAGAACUCAUUCCAGUCCAUUCUGGAAGAGAAUGAGCAGCAGCUUCCGAAUUGAAGGGGGCAGUGCGAGUAGAGUUCUAAAGGCCUGUCACAGGUUCCCCGUGGGACAGUGUUGACAGUCUGUGUAAAAGGAGCUUUAGUCUCUCAUGUUGUCAAUCCAUCAAUAAGUUGGAAGCUUCUGUAAUGACCUCCAGCUUGCUAUAUCCGUCUCUGCAAACACCCUUGCAUGUCGUUCUGAAUGUUUCAUUCAAUUUGAAAUCUAAGGAGCGCUAUCAGAACAGCACUUAACAGAGUCCUCCCGACGAAUGGUGAAUUACUGUACUAGCUAUCGGGGCAUGUAUCUCUUCAAAAUAUCACUGUAAAAAAGGAAAUCCUGUUCAAUUCUACUGCUAAAUUUUCUGUAUAUUCAGUGCUUAGUGGAUGUAGGAGUUUGCAGCAUUAUUUUCCACUUGUCUAUAGUAAGCUGCUGUAGAAAAUGUUAUAUAUUAAUUAAUACAUAAAUAUAUAUAUAUAUAUAUAUAUAUAUAUAUAUAUAUAUAUUAAUACAUACAUACAUACAUACAUACAUACAUACAUACAUACAUAAAAAUGUGUUUAAAAAAAACUUUAAAAUUAAGCACCAGCUGUGUUUCCUACUGUAAUGUUCCAUUUCAAAGGGUGGAACAGAUUUUCCUGCUGCUUGCAAGUCAGAACGAUGUGUGUGCUGUGAUGAUGUUCCUAAGAUGUAUUUAUGUGUGGGUACAUGUAGCCAUAGGGGUACUUUCUUUGUUUAGUUUUUAGUUUUUAAAGAAAUGAACUACUGAUUUACACAUUUAAAGUUAAAGACUUGCACAAUGUUAUCACUUCCAAUUCUAAAGAAUCCCCAAGAAUCGAUACUAAAUGUUGUGAAUGUAAAUAAUAUUAAAGAAAGAUAGUUGAGUUCUACUGGGGCAGACGGAGAGGGGUGGGGUGAUAGGGUUGCAUCACCUACUGCUGUCAUUGAUGCUGAUACAAUAUGUGACGUGGUCUGUUUCAGUGGAAAUGUUUUCAUUCCAAAGUUUGCUGCUGUAGAAAGAAAAAAAAAAACGAGGAUGACUGUUGUAAAUAUUUCAGUAUUAAGAAUAUUUAUAGAAAAUAUACAGCUUUGGGAAUGUGAGAAUACAAAAAUCAUGUGUCCAACUUUGAAUUUGUGAAUUGAAAGCUUUGUGUUAAUAUCGUGCUAUUAAAGAGAACGCUAUGCA
This is a messenger RNA of Acipenser ruthenus (sterlet), 7778 nucleotides long. RefSeq names its product MAP kinase-activating death domain protein-like. The record is from RefSeq and is a predicted model, not a curated record. Gene Ontology annotation, cellular component: cytosol. NCBI's taxonomy places the organism in Eukaryota, Metazoa, Chordata, Actinopteri, Acipenseriformes, Acipenseridae. Gene Ontology annotation, biological process: regulation of apoptotic process; regulation of Rab protein signal transduction. Gene Ontology annotation, molecular function: guanyl-nucleotide exchange factor activity. The transcript has 39 exons. The coding region runs from base 629 to 5770 and encodes 1713 amino acids.